AAACUAUACUAGAUAAAUUUUAUGAUUAAUUAAAAAUUUAAAAAAUAAAUAAAAUCACCAUGAACAAACAAACAACAACAAACAGGGAACUACAGUCUCCGUCACAGUUAGACCUGGACUUGGAUUGGUUUAGUUUGGAUCAGCCAUUCCGAUCGCGCAGCCAUACGUGGCCACUAAAACCAAAACCUGAUUCGCCGAUAGAUGAAGAGGACGAGGAGGUAGUGGUGGCCGCCGAGUCUAACAACUAUAAUGUCAAUACUGUACUGGCCGUCGAUAGCAAACUGGCCGCUAUUAUGCGCGAACUUGAAGACAAUGGUAGCCGUGGAGGAGCUGCUGGUGACCAACAAUAUCAACAAAACGGUGGCCAACAAAGUCUACGCAAACGGUUGCUAACAGUUAGUCCCGGUUCUGCUGCCGUCGUCAAUAACAAUGUACCCGAUUUUAUCGACCUGACCACCACCACCACCACUAACUGUAGGGACACUAAUAAUACCGGUGCUACUAUCGACCCGCCGAUGUCAAUGUCGUCGACCGAUAGCAGCGGUAUGGCCAGCAAUAGCAGCGGCAAUGAGGACAGCAAAAAAUCCCGCCUGAAUCCGUGGGGCGUCGAAUCGUAUGCCGAACUGAUUACCCGUGCCAUCAACGAGUCGCCCGAUCGGCGACUACGGCUAUCCCAAGUAUACGACUGGAUUGUCGACAAUGUUCCCUAUUUCAAGGACAAGGGAACCGGUAGUUCGUCGGGCGGCUGGAAAAACUCGGUCCGUCAUAAUCUGUCCCUAUAUACACGAUUCAAACGGCUGCCGAACGAAUGUACCGGUCAGUCGUCCUGGUGGACACUCAACGAUGAGUUGGCUACCGAAAGUGCCAGUAGUUUGCGGAAUAGUCGCCGUCGGGCGUCAUCGUUGGACACACACCAGUACAAGAAGGCCAGGGAUAGAGUGAAGAAAAAGUUGGAAACCUUACGGGAAGUGGUGGCGGUGUCCUCAUCGACACCGAACAGGACAUCGUCGUUGAAGGACUUACCCGAUACUAUCGAUACCUCCAGUAACGAUACGUCGAUACUUGUCCAGCACCCGGAGCUCAGGCACGGCAGCCAAGAAACGCCGCUAUCGUCGUCACAAUCCAGUGGUGGUGGUGGCGGCCACUUGUCUCCCGCAAUGUCCAGCAGUAUGGGUGACAACCGACAGAUAUCACCCGUUCCGCCAUUGAUUAGCAUAACUGAUCCGAUAUUUAUCAAUAUAUCGCCUGAUAAUACAAGUGGCGGCCAAUUAUCGACAAUUAGUAGUAUCGGCGGCAACAACGGUUCACAUCUACAACAACAACAACAACACCGAUCGCCAACAUUAUUCACAAUCAGUCCGUUUGAUUCGCCACAGCCUAGCACUGGACAGCCCCGGGCAGAUCCCGUUACCAUUAAUAAUGAUAUUAAUGGCAGCUUAGUAGACGACGUAUCCAUGAUGAACGAUCUACUGGUGCCAAAUAAUUGCGGUGUCGGUGACGAUGACGUCAACGAUAUCAAUCUGGAUCUAAUGGAUGGACAACUAGAUCCCGAUGCUGUUAUCAAACAGGUUCUCGAUCAUUUUGAUUUUGAUUUUACCAUCGAUGACAAUAGCAAUACCGGUAGACGUUGAGAUAUAAUCGCUGUGUAUAUAUAUACCGGUAUAUCGGGGACUACAAACACACAUACACACAGAUACGAUGACUACUACUACUACUACUACUACUACUACUGUACAAUACAUUCAACACAACAUUAAGGUACAUACCUGUCCACACCACCCUUUCCACACACCCCACCCCACACCCCAAAAACAAAUGUAUAUAAACAUAGAGUAAGCAUGACUGCCAUAAUAUAUAUAUAUAUAUUGUAUAUAUGAUAUGAUAUAA
This is a messenger RNA of Oppia nitens, 1887 nucleotides long. Its product is annotated as forkhead box protein O-like. Gene Ontology annotation, biological process: regulation of transcription by RNA polymerase II. The record is from RefSeq and is a predicted model, not a curated record. The transcript is spliced from 2 exons. The coding region runs from base 60 to 1631 and encodes 523 amino acids. NCBI's taxonomy places the organism in Eukaryota, Metazoa, Arthropoda, Arachnida, Sarcoptiformes, Oppiidae. Gene Ontology annotation, cellular component: nucleus. Gene Ontology annotation, molecular function: RNA polymerase II cis-regulatory region sequence-specific DNA binding; DNA-binding transcription factor activity, RNA polymerase II-specific.